AUGCAGUUCAAGGUGUCCGAUGACAGCUUGCAAGAUUUCACCGUGAAAGAGGCAACAGAGAUGGGUGACGUAUGGGGCGCUUCCCAACUCCUGAGCCAACAGGAUGCUGAGGAGUUCGAUGGACGUAAUGCUGAGAGUGGCGAUGCCAACCCGUUCUUGGGCCUCAGCUUCAUGCGGGUCUAUUCCGCAUUGUCUCCGGAUGCUCCGCUCACGGCGGUUGCCACCAGCAAGGAUGGGGUAAUUGGAAUGGCGCAGGUCAAGAAAGACGGCUAUGUCCAAAACUUGGUGGUAAGACCAGAAACCCGACGAAAGGGUGUGGCUGCUCAGAUCGUCUGUUGGUGUGCUGCAAAGUCCCGACGGCGCGGAGCCCGACAGCUUUGGAUGCAUGUGGAGUCCGGCAAUGAGGCCGCGCUGAACUUUUACAAGCGUCUGGGCUUUGAGGCGGAUUGUUGA
Symbiodinium natans is the source of this 453-nucleotide messenger RNA. Lineage: Eukaryota; Dinophyceae; Suessiales; Symbiodiniaceae. The record is from the annotation of a GenBank genome assembly.